AUGAAGACGAAAAAUCGCCUGGCUGUCCCAGAGAUGGUUGACAUCCAAAGCGCAUCGGAUCGGGCUGAGAUGCUCGUUGGCCGCGUUCGCUCGCGGGGGCGCUAUCACAAAUUCCAGGAGCGAACCUUGGAGCAGGACUACGAGGUGGAUCGAGGUCAUGUGCUGGGAAGCGGCGCAAAUGGCCAGGUCUGGCUGGUGCGCAGCCGGCACAAUGGCCGGGCUUUCGCAGCCAAGACGUAUCGGCUGAGUGGCAUUUCAGAACUCAAGUGCAAGGAGAUUGAGACAGAGGUUGAGAUUCUCCUGACGGUCGAUCACCCCAACCUAGCUCGCAUGGUUGAUGCCUACGAGACCAAGGCUUCCAUGACGCUAGUCAUGGAGCUCCUGGAGGGAGGAGAGCUCUUCGACCGAAUCCUUGCAGCAGGCCACUUCACCGAGCGCGAUGCUGCCGAAGCGAUAUGGCAGAUGCUGCUUGCCAUCCGAUACCUCCAUGGUCUGGGCAUUGUGCACAGGGACCUCAAGCUGGAAAACUGGCUGUACGAGAAGAAGGGGGGGCAAGACCUGAAGCUAAUCGACUUUGGCCUCUCCAAAUUCUGGCGGCCGGAUAAGUCCAUGGAGAUGCGGGUUGGCACCCUGGACUACAUGGCGCCCGAGGUGCUCCACAGAAACUACACUUCCAAGUGUGACUUGUGGAGUAUGGGUGUCAUCGCCUACACCUUGCUGGUUGGAAGCUUCCCUUUCUCUGGACGGGACGGUGACAGCGCGAUGCUGCAGCGGAUCUCUGCCGGGAGGAUCGGGAAAACUUACCAGUACACCGACCAGCUUUCGACCUUCUGA
This is a messenger RNA of Symbiodinium pilosum, 834 nucleotides long. NCBI's taxonomy places the organism in Eukaryota, Dinophyceae, Suessiales, Symbiodiniaceae. The record is from the annotation of a GenBank genome assembly.